This is a messenger RNA of Thalassophryne amazonica, 4445 nucleotides long. It is a transcript of the gene tubb5, whose product is annotated as tubulin, beta 5. Gene Ontology annotation, molecular function: GTP binding; structural constituent of cytoskeleton; GTPase activity. The record is from RefSeq and is a predicted model, not a curated record. Gene Ontology annotation, cellular component: cytoplasm; microtubule. NCBI's taxonomy places the organism in Eukaryota, Metazoa, Chordata, Actinopteri, Batrachoidiformes, Batrachoididae. Gene Ontology annotation, biological process: microtubule cytoskeleton organization; mitotic cell cycle.
GCAGGCUCUCGUGGACGCGCUCCAACGCUAUAAAUCCAUUGUCCUCCUGCUCGCGCCAGCACACGUCUGCUCCUCGGCUCCACGCAAGAAAAUCUGUCUUAUUGUCGUCGAACUUUUACAUUCAUAAUGAGGGAAAUCGUGCACAUCCAGGCCGGACAAUGCGGUAACCAGAUUGGCGCGAAGUUCUGGGAGGUGAUCAGCGACGAACACGGCAUUGAUCCUACAGGGACGUAUCAUGGAGACAGUGACCUGCAGCUAGACAGGAUCAGCGUCUACUACAAUGAAGCAACAGAGGUAAAAUAUGUGCCUCGGGCCAUUCUGGUGGACUUGGAGCCUGGCACCAUGGACUCUGUGAGGUCUGGACCUUUUGGUCAAAUCAGACCUGACAAUUUUGUCUUUGGUACUGGUGCUGGAAACAACUGGGCCAAAGGUCACACCGAGGGAGCAGAGUUGGUUGACUCUGUCCUGGAUGUUGUGCGUAAGGAGUCUGAGAGCUGCGAUUGCCUGCGGGCUUCCAGCUCACUCAACUCGCUGGGUGGCGGAACUGGAUCUGGCAUGGGAACCCUACUUAUUAGCAAGAUCCGUGAAGAGUACCCAGACCGUAUUAUGAACACCUUCAGUGUGGUCCCCUCACCUAAGGUGUCAGACACAGUGGUUGAGCCCUACAACGCCACUCUCUCAGUCCAUCAGCUUGUGGAGAACACGGAUGAGACCUAUUGCAUUGACAAUGAGGCACUAUACGACAUCUGCUUCCGCACUCUCAAACUGACCACACCCACUUAUGGAGAUCUCAACCAUUUGGUGUCUGCCACAAUGAGUGGGGUCACCACCUGCCUGCGCUUCCCUGGGCAACUCAAUGCUGACCUGCGCAAAUUGGCAGUCAACAUGGUACCUUUCCCACGCUUGCACUUCGUUAUGCCUGGUUGUGCCCCACUGACCAGCAGGGGUAGCCAACAAUACAGAGCGCUGGACAGUUCCAGUCUCACCCAGCAGGUGUUCGAUGCCAGAACAUGAUGGCUGCCAUGCGACCCACGCCACGGCCGCUAUCUGACAGUCGCUGCCGUGUUCCGUGGCGUAUGUCCAUGAAGGAUGGUUGAUGAGCAGAUUGCUCAACGUGCAGAACAAAACAGCAGCUACUUCGUUGAAUGGAUUCCCAACAAUGUCAAGACAGCAGUCUGUGACAUUCCUCCCCGUGGCCUCAAGAUGGCAGUCACUUUCAUCGGCAACAGCACGGCCAUUCAGGAAUUGUUCAAGCGCAUCUCUGAGCAGUUUACAGCCAUGUUCCGUCGUAAGGCCUUCUUGCAUUGGUACACGGGUGAAGGCAUGGAUGAGAUGGAGUUCACUGAGGCAGAUAGUAACAGGAAUGACCUGGUGUCAGAGUAUCAGCAGUACCAGGACGCCACUGCUGAAGAAGAGGGCGAGUUUGAUGAGGAGGCUGAAGAGGAUACAAACACACCUGCUCCAUUGUCAUCACCUGAUCAAGAGGACAUAAAAAAGACUCUGGCCCAAAGAAGCUGUCUCACGUUUGAACAAACUCCUACUCAUCCAGAACGGACACUGGUCCCAGAAUCUGACUCUGAUUCAGAUGGAGAAAGAGAAGGAACAAGAAGUAGAGGCCAAAUCACAGCAGUGUCUGCUGCUGACUCACUUAUCUGUAGCCCCGCCUCUUCUACAAAUGCAAAGACCAUCAUCCCUGAGAGUGAGGAUGAACUUUCCAUCAUCCGCUCCUGCACUAAAAAUAGGCCUGACCAAAAUGUCAGUGUCUGUAAGGAUCAGGCUGACAUAGAUGCGAUGCAACAGCAAAAUGAGCAGGGCUUUGUUGUUGGCGGCAAAGAAGAAGAAAGAGCAGUGUCAGGAGGGAUGGAAGCGGAGGAAGGUGGGCGAGAUGUGCCAGUGAAACAGAGCGUUCAUGAUCGUCUUACAGGUGAAGAUGAAGUACCUGUGUCUGCUCCUGCAGUCCCCAUGGACCAAAUUCCUCUAUUUAACAUGGACAGUGACACUGAUGUAGAAGGAGAGGAAGGGGUGGUUUCUGCAGGUUCAGUGGCCAUAAAUGCAAACCAAGUGAACACAGUUCACUUUCACAUGGAGAGUGAUAAUGAUGAUUCCUUAGACAAAGUCCCCAAAUCAGUGCCUUCUUGUGAUGAUGGUACUAAAUCUCCUCAUGCUCCUCCAGUGGUUCAGUUGCUGGAUAUUGCUUUGGACAGUGACACUGAUGUGGACGAUGAUGCCAGUACCGCAGGGUCAGUUGCUGCCACAAAAACAAGCCCCCCUUCACUUCAGAGUGCAGCUGAUGGUGUUCCCCUCACUCAGCCAAAAGAUUUUCAUUUGGACAGUGACACAGAUGCUGAGGAUGAAAAAGAAGAAAGUGAAAUGAAUAAAACUGGACUAAAAAUGGCUGAAAUUCCAACUAAAUCGGAUUUAAAGCCUUCUGAGUUUCAAUCCACCCCUGCUGUUCCUCAGAGCCUGGACAGUGACACAGACGAUGAAGUCAACCCUGCCAUCAGCAAAUGGCCUGCGGUGGCUACUGCUGCAGAAUCCUGCAUCACUGCAGCUGCAGGAGCUGACUUGGAGAUUCUGUCUAACAGUGACACAGAUCUGGAGGAGGAUGAUCCUUGUCUUCAAAAUGUUGCUGUCAAAGCUUUGUCAGUCACUCCUGCUGCUGCUCUAACAUCUCUUCACUCAGAUUCUGAUGCAGACACAGAUGUAAAUGAGUCCAACGGGCCAUCUGCCGGAGGUGUUGCUGACCUUGGCCUGGGCCGUGGUGCACAUUUGGAGGAUGAGCAGUGUGAUGAGGGUCAUAUACCUCAACCUGAACAAACACCUGGUCUACCAGUUCCUGAACUCCAGAUGUGUUCCACUCCACGUCAGUUCUCAGGAGGAUUAGCAGAGAUGGAGACUCAGGCUUUUCUGAGUCCCUCUUUAGAGCAUCUGAAACGCACACCAGCCCCCUCUAUAAGGCCUGCUUCUUGCUUAGGCAACCAGGAUGAUGACACUGUUGCUGAGACUCAGUCCUUUAUUGUUGAGAGCCAAGACUUCCCAUCAAGCCCUUCAGAUCAGCCUACACAAGCCUUUGGACAAGAUUCUUCUGAGGAUGAAAACCUUGAUCCGUCUAGUAGAGGAGGGUCUUUCCAGCUGGGACUGUCUGGCAGUAGUUACAUCCAGUGUCAGGCCCCGGCUGUAGCCAUGGAGAGCACUCAAGCAUACGUGGACGGCAGUUUGAGUUUGGAGGAGACCCAAGGCGAUGGAGGUGGUGAAGAGCUAGCAAAUUUUGAGAAGGAUGAUUGGGAAGGGUUGGGCACUACAGGCAACACAAAGCAUAUAUUUCAGAGUUGCCAAGGCCUUCCUGAGGAUGAAAGGAAAGAAGAUGCGCGUAAAAUAUAGCUAAUGCUGAGACUCAGCUGAUAGAAGUUCCCACUACGUUUCGGAUUUUGCAGUGGGCAGAAACCCAACCAUAUUUGCCUUGGAGGAAGAGAGAGAUGGGAACAAAAGACAAUCUUCUUUGCAUGUGGGCAACAUGUUGGCAUGAAAACCAUAAUGAAACAAAAGAUGAGCAGGAACAUGGCGAUGCAGCUAAAGAUCUGGAUAGACCUGUAAGUCAAGGUGUUUUUAUAGCUGAUACGCAGCCCAUGGUUGCUACUGAAGAUGAGGAAAGUGACGUGACGAGUCAUUCUACUUGAACAAAAAGAAAAGCAAAACCAUUACCACUUGAUGAAGAAGCAACACAAUCAUUCACAAAUGAAGUUUCUGCUGUUGAUACCCAGCCUACACACGGCAGUGAUGUUACGAUUCAGGCCACAGAAGAUGACCGAGAGUCAUUUCCACUCCCACUUGAAGAAGAGGAGACACAAACUUGCACUAAUUCAGAGCUCUCUGCUGUUGAUACCCAGCUCACACUUGAUAAAGUUAAACCUCAAUCCACAGCUGAUGAGGACUCAUUUCCAGGAGUUCAGCAAAGAAAAGCAAUGCCACUGCCACCUGAAGAAGAGGAGUCCCAGGUUUCAGCUCCUGAUACCCAGCCCAUGCGCACUGAUAGUGAUGAAACUCAUCACACCAGUCCAAGCGAAAAGGAGGAAAGUGAUGAUGAGAACUCAAUUCCACAGCUACGAAAAAGAAAAGUAAGGGCACUGCCACUUGAAGAAGAGGAUACACAAGUUUCUGCUGCUGAUACCCAGCCCAUGCACAUUGAUGAUGAUGAUGAUAAUGAAACUCAGGCUGUGCAUGCACUGGAAAACAAGGAAAACACGUCAAUUCCAAGUUCAUGUAAAAGAAAAGAAAAACCACAAGAACUUGAAGAAGAGGAAGCGCAGCAACUCAUUAGUUCUGAUCUCUCUGUUGCUGAUACCCAGCCCAUGCAAGACAGCGAUGAAGAAACUCAGCAUGUGGCAAUGUGUGAAGAUGGGAAGACUGAUAAUGAGGACUCAAAUGUAGGCCGCCUUAAGAGAAAA